Molecule: messenger RNA, 4719 nt
Organism: Gorilla gorilla gorilla (western lowland gorilla)
Lineage: Eukaryota; Metazoa; Chordata; Mammalia; Primates; Hominidae
Gene: CEACAM6
Product: CEA cell adhesion molecule 6
Exons: 6
Coding region: 2221-3255 (344 amino acids)
Biological process (GO): signal transduction; regulation of immune system process
Cellular component (GO): plasma membrane; cell surface
Molecular function (GO): protein tyrosine kinase binding
Source: RefSeq, a predicted model, not a curated record
GUUUCCCAGCCAAGUAAAGUUUGUAAUGCGGGCCUGAGUCUGAGCUACUUAGUGGCUGGAAGAAAUAAUAGCUCCUCCAUUCCCAAAAUAAAUCUCAAAAUAAAAUCUAAUCUUAUUUUAUAUCCCUUUUUUUUUUUUUUUUUUUUAGAUGGAGGUUUGCUCUGUUGCCCAGGCUAGAGUGCAUUGGCGCAAUCUCGGCUCACUGCAACCUCCGCCUCCCGGAUUCAAGCUACUCUCCUGCCUCAGCCUCCCUAGUAGCUGGAACUAUUGGUCCCUGCCACCACACCCAGCUAAUUUUCAUGUUUUUAAUAGAGACGUGGUUUCGCCGUGUUGGCCAGGCUGGUCUCGAACUCCUGACCUCAAGUGAUACGUCCAUCUCGGCCUGUCAAAGUGCCAAAGCGUAAACCACCGCCCCGAGUGGCUGGCAUUGUUUAUUAUGUCGCUGAUAUUGUCCAAAAUUUGGCCAUUGGGAGCUCCUUCUGGUUGGUUUCUGUGACUUUUGACACAACCCCAUCAUUUUUCAAGCAGUUCCUUACUUCUGGCCCCACAGAAUGUUUACUUCUGGCCCCACAAGUCUCCUCUUGUGCUUUCUUGCCCAGCCCUGGAUCAGCUAUUUCUCCAGGGACCCCUGGUUCCUUUCAUGGGAAAAUGAUGUUUACAGACCAUGGGCACCCAUAUGCCCAUCGCUAGUAGGUGCCGGUGCUUCUAUGCCCUCUAGUGGUCGGAGCUGGGAAAUAACACACCCACACUAGUGUACUGUUACCCACAUUUCACAAAUUAGGUAAAUGAGGCACAGAAAAGUUAGACAACUUGACUAACAUCACAGAGAAAAUAGGUAGUAGAACUGGAAAACAAAAAUAAUGACAGAUGCACAAGUCCUAACAAGCAAAAGUAACUUCUUCACACAUGCAUGUUAGUAGAAAGCCACAAGCCCAAUAUUCCAGCAUAGACACUGUCUUUGGAAAAUAACCAGAAUUCCACAGCAAUAACCACAGUGAUAACCAUCAUGUACUCAACACCCGCCUGGGCACGGGGCUCCCACAGCAGCUCACUUAUUCCCAACAACUCUGCAAGGAGGAUUUUACCAUCCUCCUUUUACAAAUCAGGGAAUCAAGGAUCAUAGAAGCCAAGUGACUUAUCCAAGUCAACACAGUUAAGUGACAGAACCAUUAGCUGAGCCCAGGUCUAUCUGGAUAUAAAUUCCGUACUUAUGCCACUAUAUAAGCGUUUCCCAAAACUGAUUUUAGGUGAAACAUAAAUAAACUUUGUUUAACUGUGUUUAUUUUAACGCAUGACAGGAAAAAAAUUAAGCACACAUCAAAUCUCUGAUUUCAUGGACAAUAUUGCAUAAGACAAAAAUAUUUUGUCUUCAGCUCCUGGCCUCAAGCCAUCCUCUCACCUCAACCUCUUGAGUAGCUGAGAUCACAGGUGUGAGCCACCGAGCCCUGCUAAGACAAGGAUGUUUUGUAAACUAAAUUUAAUUACAAAAAAAUAUGAAGUAAAUAAUAAUAAAGGUGGUAAAGCUGUAGAGAAAAUCAUAAAGUUGGUCUAGAAAUGUCUGGGGUCUGGAUGACAUAAUACUACAGCACCAUGCAGCUUCAUUCUCAGUUACUCCCAGGAAAUUAGAGUCACAUAACACUGCAGAAAGAACAAUUCAGAAUCUUAGACCCGGGCUUUAGCCCUGGAUGUGUCCACUCCUAGGACCCCAAACAUCUCUGUGACCUUCUUGCUGGGGGUAAAUCCAACCUUCCCAGACAUGUGAGAACACUAGGAACAUCCUGCACACAUAGAGGGGUUUCUCUGUAACAGAGAAAAUAACACCAGGUUUGAGGACCCCAGGGACUCUCUGUGUGGUGCUGACAGACCCAAGGCCCAGACACAGCAGAGGUCCGUGCUGGGGAGGGCGGGUCGUCCUGUUAUGGAACAGGGGUCCAAACAAGCUUGCUUCUCAGAGCAUCUUCUGGGGAACUGAAUAUAAACAGAAAGGGAAGAGGAGGAGGGACGAAAGAGACAGAAAUGAGAGGGGAGGGGAUAGAGGAUUCCUGAACAGAGACCACACCCAUGACCCACGUGACCCUGGGAAAUGCUUCUGCCCUGAGAGGAGGCUCAGCACAGAAGGAGGAAGGACAGCAGGGCCAACAGUCACAGCAGCCCUGACCAGAGCAUUCCUGGAGCUCAAGCUCCUCUACACAGAGGUGGACAGAGAAGACAGCAGAGACCAUGGGACCCCCCUCAGCCCCUCCCUGCAGACUGCAUGUCCGCUGGAAGGAGGUCCUGCUCACAGCCUCACUUCUAACCUUCUGGAACCCGCCCACCACUGCCAAGCUCACUAUUGAAUCCACGCCGUUCAAUGUCGCAGAAGGGAAGGAGGUUCUUCUACUCGCCCACAAUUUGCCCCAGAAUCGUAUUGGUUACAGCUGGUACAAAGGCGAAAGAGUGGAUGGCAAAAGUCUAAUUGUAGGAUAUGUAAUAGAAACUCAACAAGCUACCCCAGGGCCCGCAUACAGUGGUCGAGAGACAAUAUACCCCAAUGCAUCCCUGCUGAUCCAGAACGUCACCCAGAAUGACACAGGAUUCUAUACCCUACAAGUCAUAAAGUCAGAUCUUGUGAAUGAAGAAGCAACUGGACAGUUCCAUGUAUACCCGGAGCUGCCCAAGCCCUCCAUCUCCAGCAACAACUCCAACCCCGUGGAGGACAAGGAUGCUGUGGCCUUCACCUGUGAACCUGAGGUUCAGAACACAACCUACCUGUGGUGGGUAAAUGGUCAGAGCCUCCCGGUCAGUCCCAGGCUGCAGCUGUCCAAUGGCAACAUGACCCUCACUCUACUCAGCGUCAAAAGGAACGAUGCAGGAUCCUAUGAAUGUGAAAUACAGAACCCAGCGAGUGCCAACCGCAGUGACCCAGUCACCCUGAAUGUCCUCUAUGGCCCAGAUGUCCCCACCAUUUCCCCCUCAAAGGCCAAUUACCGUCCAGGGGAAAAUCUGAACCUCUCCUGCCACGCAGCCUCUAACCCACCUGCACAGUACUCUUGGUUUAUCAAUGGGACGUUCCAGCAAUCCACACAAGAGCUCUUUAUCCCCAACAUCACUGUGAAUAAUAGCGGAUCCUAUAUGUGCCAAGCCCAUAACUCGGCCACUGGCCUCAAUAGGACCACAGUCACGAUGAUCACAGUCUCUGGAAGUGCUCCUGUCCUCUCAGCUGUGGCCACCGUCAGCAUCAUGAUUGGAGUGCUGGCCAGGGUGGCUCUGAUAUAGCAGCCCUGGUGUAUUUUCGAUAUUUCAGGAAGACUGGCAGUUUUCAUUAUCCACCUAUAGAUUGGACCAGACCCUGAAUUCUUCUAGCUCCUCCAAUCCCAUUUUAUCCCAUGGAACCACUAAAAACAAGGUCUGCUCUGCUCCUGAAGCCCUAUAUGCUGGAGAUGGACAACUCAAUGAAAAUUUAAAGGGAAAACCCUCAGGCCUGAGGUGUGUGCCACUCAGAGACUUCACCUAACUAGAGACAGUCAAACUGCAAACCAUGGUGAGAAAUUGACGACUUCACACUAUGGACAGCUUUUCCCAAGAUGUCAAAACAAGACUCCUCAUCAUGAUAAGGCUCUUACCCCCUUUUAAUUUGUCCUUGCUUAUGCCUGCCUCUUUCGCUUGGCAGGAUGAUGCUGUCAUUAGUAUUUCACAAGAAGUAGCUUCAGAGGGUAACUUAACAGAGUGUCAGAUCUAUCUUGUCAAUCCCAACGUUUUACAUAAAAUAAGAGAUCCCUUAGUGCACCCAAUGACUGACAUUAGCAGCAUCUUUAACACAGCUGUGUGUUCAAAUGUACAGUGGUCCUUUUCAGAGUUGGACUUCUAGACUCACCUGUUCUCACUCCCUGUUUUAAUUCAACCCAGCCAUGCAAUGCCAAAUAAUAGAAUUGCUCCCUACCAGCUGAACAGGGAGGAGUCUGUGCAGUUUCUGACACUUCUUGUUGAACAUGGCUAAAUACAAUGGGUAUCACUGAGACUAAGUUGUAGAAAUUAACAAAUGUGCUGCUUGGUUAAAAUGGCUACACUCAUCUGACUCAUUCUUUAUUCUAUCUUAGUUGGUUUGUAUCUUGCCUAAGGUGCGUAGUCCAACUCUUGCUAUUACCCUCCUAAUAGUCAUACUAGUAGUCAUACUCCCUGGUGUAGUGUAUUCUCUAAAAGCUUUAAAUGUCUGCAUGCAGCCAGCCAUCAAAUAGUGAAUGGUCUCUCUUUGGCUGGAAUUACAAAACUCAGAGAAAUGUGUCAUCAGGAGAAUAUCAUAACCCAUGAAGGAUAAAAGCCCCAAAUGGUGGUGACUGAUAACAGCACUAAUGCUUUAAGAUUUGGUCACACUCUCACCUAGGUGAGCGCAUUGAGCCAGUGGUGCUAAAUGCUACAUACUCCAACUGAAAUGUUAAGGAAGCAGAUAGAUCCAAUUAAAAAAAAAUUAAAACCAAUUUUUAAAAAAAAAGAACACAGGAGAUUCCAGUCUACUUGAGUUAGCAUAAUACAGAAGUCCCCUCUACUUUAACUUUUACAAAAAAGUAACCUGAACUAAUCUGAUGUUAACCAAUGUACUUAUUUCUGUGGUUCUGUUUCCUUGUUCUGAUUUGACAAAACCCACUGUUCUUGUAUUGUAUUGCCCAGGGGGAGCUAUCACUGUACUUGUAGAGUGGUGCUGCUUUAAUUCAUAAAUCACAAAUAAAAGCCAAUUAGCUCUAU